AUGAGUGAUGUUGAGGCUGUCUCCUCCCUGCCAGCUUCCCUGGAUGCCGGACAAAGCGCUUUUGCUGUCAAGGUGAACCACCAGUCUACCUUGGGUCAUCCACCUUCCAAGAGGACCACUCCCCCGGUUGCUCAGGAUGUGGAUGCUCCCGCUAAAGAGGUAGAUCCUGCUGUCGGGGACGGCGAUGGGCCACCGAGCCCCAAGGCUGACUCGGAGGCAGAAACCAUAAUUCAAUCGGGCCGCGAAUCUCUGUCGCCUGAGAAGAGACGGAAGUUCAUAAAACAUGAACCGAAACGACGUGAUGAUGCAAAUGACCAUGCUGAUGCCGCAGAGAGCGAUCUUCCUCCUAAUGAUUUGCAAGUGAGAAAGCGGAAAUCGGCGGACGAUGAUGAUGAUGUGCCCAGUGAACGCGACCGUCCGGUGCGCCCGGCCAGCCCUCAGCGGAGGGCCGGCUCGCCACCUGCCCCCAUAGUUAAGAUUGAGAAGACCGAGGAACCCCAGACGGUACCCAGUCGAGUCGAAUCGUCCCAUCCGAUCACAUCCGCCCCCAGAACGUCAAGGAAGCGCAGCUUCAGCGAGAGUGUCGACGGGGAGGCGGAUGCUCGUCGAAAUGCACGUCAACAUCACUCGGCAGCCCCCCGCGACCGGGAGCGACGAGAGCUGAAUGGGAUUUCUCUCCCUCGCCCAACACCGAACGAUCGAUCUGUCUCACCAGUUCGUUCUCAUAAGCGGACAGCAUCCGGCCCUCAGCUCAGCAGCGAUUUGCAACGAAAGAGGAAGGCACCCACCCCGCUCAUCUCUGGGGUGCCCAGGCAGAGUUCCGAAGACAGACAGUCCGUCUCCUCAUCUACCAGCGGGUCUCCCUUGCCCAGUGCCUAUGUACGGAAGGUUGCGUCUGUGGAUGGUGCUUCGGCGUCUCCCGCACGGCCUAUGGGGCACAAGAAACAGCGAGAUCAAAAUGGCCGGACGCGACUUGCACGUGCCUGUGCCGCCCAGGAGUUGGAGGUAGCCAUGGCUCGACAUGCCGAACGACCGGAGGAUCUCAAUGUUGCUGAUAAUGCGGGAAAUACACCACUACAGAUUGCUGCCCUGGAAGGUUGUGCGUCCAUUGUCAAGUUCUUGCUAGAGGCUGGCUGUGAGGUCGAGACCAGGAACAUCGACAGGGACACGCCGCUGAUAGAUGCUGUUGAGAACGGGCAUCUUGAUGUUGUCAAGCUCUUGCUUCAGGCCGGUGCAAAUCCCCGCGCAGUCAAUGCCGAAGGCGACGAGCCCAGCGAUCUGAUUCCUUCAGACUCGGAGGAGUACGACGAGAUCCGGCGCGUGAUCGAGGAAGCAAAGGCGAACCCACGCCCGAGUCGUCGCUCAGAAGAGCAAACAGGAUCUGGGAAUAGGGAAACGUCCUCCCGUCGGGUUGCGAUCAAUAGUCCACGUGAAUCGCCACCGGUCAGUGGACAACGAAGUCCGCCUUAUGCUGGUAUCACGAGCAAAAGGAAGAGUGUCAGGAGCGAGGCUACUCGGAAUGAUCUACUGUGGACCAAGGCUACACCAGAGAAUCUACAAGCAUUCGCUGCCAAGGGCGAUAUCGCUGGAGUUGCCAACAUUCUUAAUGUCGGGCAAAGGGCGGAUCCUGAGUCUAUGAUCGCCGCAGCCAAAGGUGGUCACGAUGAAGUGUUGUCCCUUCUACUUGGCAUGGGCGAUGCAGAUCCGGAUCCAGAUCCUGUACCGGGCGGCUCUCAAAAGCCGGGAUACAACACCCCUAUGUUGGCAGCGAUUGGCCGAGGCAACCUUCCCGUGAUCAAACUGCUCCUUGCUCAACCAAGUUUCAAUCCGACUCGCCGUCUCCACAAGGACCGUACCUACUUCGAAUUGUCUCGGGAGCGUAGGGCUGAUAAUUGGGAGGAAGAAUACGAUCUUCUGCGUGAUGCAUACGACGACUAUAUCCGGACAAAGAAGCAGCGCAAAGCCGAAUUCUCAUCUCCGCGACGAGUGCGUGAAAGGGAGAAGGAAGGCAAGCGAACCGGCCGCAGAGAAUCACCGUCCCCGGGAGGUCGACCUAGGAAAGCAAUGGCGAGCCCUGGCCGUCGAGAUUCGUCUAAAGAUGCACUUUCGAAGGAGCGCCGGAGAGAGGCUAUGGCUCAUGGAAAGGAAAAAUCCAGUGCACCUCGUCCGAAGGUUGCCCAUGUUGCAGCAGGCGACCAGGACGCGUCGCGUUCGGAACCGGCUCGGUUCAAGGGAUCUUCUGCAAGGGACGGCGAAUCUAGUCGUGGCGAUGAAGCGCCCAAGAGGAGACGCUUAAUUGCUGGACGACCCCCAGACCGUGAUAGGAGAGUCCCUAGUUUACCUCCGUCCGAGUCCAUCUCGGGGAGAGACGAGAAUACCAAGACGCGCCCUGAUCCUUCUGAAUCCGCUACUUCCAGACCUGGACCGCCGCAUUUGAAACGCGGACGCAGCAGUGUUAGUCCCGAUCGACCGCGAUCACGUGAUACCGAUGGCGAACGGCACCCGCGUGAUACCCAGAAGAAGAAACGGCGUGUGCUGUCGGAGGACGGCACACCUAACAUUACCAAUGGAGGUGUGAAGAAGAGCCAUCCAACCUCGGAAGAUCUCAAGACUCCUGCUCGUCAUAAGGAUGACACCCAGGCCAUAGAGCCUAAACGGGAACGAUCGAGAGAACCUGACGUUCCGUCUAGGACAGCAGAGAAGAACCCCGUGAAGGAGGAGCAGGAGAAGGUUGAGACUCAAGGGUUAGAAGAUAUUCCCAUGGAGGACUCAACAAGCACCGCGGAGGCUGAAGCUAAAGCCAAAGCCGAAGCUAAAGCUAAGGCUGAAGUCAAGGCUAAGGCGGAAGCCAAAGCCAAGGCUGAAGCUGAAGCUCAAGCUCAAGCCCAAGCUCAGGCCCAAGCCGAAGCCGAAGCUGAAGCGCGUCGGCAAAAAGAAGCCGAAAAAGCUGCUGCAGAGCGACAGGCAGAAGAAGAACGCUUAGCGGCCGAAGCGGAGAAGGCUCGAGUAGAAGAGGAAGAGCGGGUAGCGCGCGAGGCUCGUAUUGCCCAGGAGAAGGCUGCAGAGGAAGAGCGCAAGCGGAUCGAGGCGGAGCAACGGCGGAUUAAGCAAGCCGAGGACGAGCGCCAGAGGCGCCUCGAACAAGAAAGGCAGCGCCUUGCUAAACUGCGCAGGGAGCAGGAAGAGCAGGAACAACGCCGGCGAGACGCCCUCCCCAGUCGGCUCAGAGCUGCAGCAAAUCUCGUGGGCUCGAAUGAUCCACUGGCGAAGAGUCAUGCAUGGCUCAAGAAAUUCAUGCCAGUGGUGACUGCUGAAACGAAGCAGCUUGAUCCAUCCUGCGGGCCGACGGUGGCUGAGGAAAAAUGGGUUCCGAAUUACCUCGUCGCACCAUUGCUGGCGACGAACGAUCUUCAGUUAUCUCAAUAUGCCACAUGGGAGAAGCGCAAUGCGACACCUACGCAACGCAUGAACUUGUGGCGUGUCACACGAAGGAUGCUGGUUCAAGCGGAAGAGACGGAGUUUCUUAGCUCGUCCUUCGAACAGAUCAUGCAAAAAGACUGCGAAGCACGACCCAAAUACUUCGAGAUGGAACAUGUAUUUUGGGUUAAGCUGUCUGAUUUCAUGGAUCUCGUUCCCCACAUACCGCACCUUCAUGGGUUGGACAUACAGUUUCUGAAGAUGCACAUUGAUCAGGAACCCAAGCCGCAGCCCGUGCUUGAGCUGCCGCAGGCUAAUGGACAUAUAUCUGGGACGCCGAUCGAGGAGGCGCCCGGGCUUUUGGGAGGAAAUGGGUUGACUAACGGCUAUGGACACAGCCGGCCUAGUGAAAUUCUUGAUUCGGACGGAGAAGAGACCCAAUCCAACCCCGUUGUCGCCGCCGAUGAGGUCGAGGUUUCGGCCGACGCUGGCGCCGGUGGCCAGAUGUCCGUCCUGGAUGCCCUGAAGGGAGUUCUCCGUAUCUCUCUCAUCCACGACGGACUUGCCCGUGGUCUGCGCGAGGCCGCUAAGGCCCUGGACCGUCGUCAGGCUCACAUGUGUGUCCUGAACGAGGGCUGCGAGGAGGAGGCCUACAAGAAGCUUGUUGUGGCUCUCUGCUCCGAGCACAAGAUCCCCCUGAUCAAGGUCCCUGAUGGAAAGAUGCUUGGCGAGUGGGUUGGUCUUUGCCAGCUCGACCGUGAGGGCAACGCCCGCAAGGUCGUCAACUGCUCUUGCGUCGUCGUUAAGGACUGGGGUGAGGAGUCUCAGGAGCGCUCUGUCCUCCUUAACUACUUCCAGACUGAGCAGUAA
This is a messenger RNA of Aspergillus eucalypticola CBS 122712, 4287 nucleotides long. RefSeq names its product putative histone deacetylase complex subunit (Hos4). Gene Ontology annotation, biological process: translation. Gene Ontology annotation, molecular function: structural constituent of ribosome; protein binding. Bases 1 to 4287 code for a protein of 1428 amino acids. NCBI's taxonomy places the organism in Eukaryota, Fungi, Ascomycota, Eurotiomycetes, Eurotiales, Aspergillaceae. The transcript is spliced from 5 exons. The record is from RefSeq and is a predicted model, not a curated record. Gene Ontology annotation, cellular component: ribosome.